UUGUGCAUUUCUAGUUUCGACAUCUGUGUAGUUGCAAAUGACGGACGAAAUAGAAGAAGAAUCUCUUCUUAAAAAGAUAAUUUCUCAAUGCAUUGAAUGCAAACAGAAUGAAUUGAAUUUAUCAUCUUUAUGUUUCAAUGUGAGGAAACUUCCGGAUGAUGUAUUUUAUCGAUUUUCUUUGGAGAAUCUGGCCAAGAUUACGGGAUUGAAUUUUGAUUUCAACGAUUUGCAAGAAUUACCUGAAAGUAUUUUGACCUUGAAAAACAUCAAAAAGUUUUCUGCUGUCGGUAACUGUUUAACUACCAUUUCGUCAGGUUUUGGAAAGUUUGUAAAUCUUGAAGAAAUACGGUUGAACGAGAACUGUCUGUGCUUACCUGUAAGUCUCGGCAGUUUAUGUAAUUUGAAAACAUUAUCUUUGAUUGCCAACGAUUUGAUUACUUUACCGAAUGAAUGUUUAAGCGGGCUGUCGAAACUUGAGGAAUUAUAUUUGGAUGAGAACGUUUUACAAGAAUUGCCUGAGAACAUUGGUUGUUUGAGGGCCCUACGAAUAUUAGAUAUAAGCGAGAAUAAAUUGAUUUCAUUGCCAGAUAGUUUUGGUGAAUUGGAUCAUUUAGAGGUCUUGAAUCUGAGUAGGAAUAAUAUUAGUGUUUUGCCUGAGUCCUUUGGUUUUUUGAGUAAGCUUCGGAAGGUUGAUCUCAGUGACAAUGAUAUUGCCAAAUUACCAGAGGAGUUUAAAUCAGCGCCAAGGUUAGAAAGUUUGUAUUUCGACAAUAAUGUAGUUGGUGUGCUGCCUGCAUGGUUUGGUAAACUGUCGAACAUUUUGAAUUUAUCAUUAAAAGACAAUAAGUUACAAGGCUGUCCAUUGCCUGAGUUAUUUCCUAAAGUUUCUGAUAAAACUUUAAAAAAAUUGGAAGUUGGAGGCAAUGCCAUUUCACAACUGCCAUCAGCAUUUGGCGAACUCGGACAGCUUGAAGAGUUACAUCUUGGUAGUACAAUAUGUGAGUUAGAAAGGCGUAAUUUUCAAAAUGGAAAUAGGAUACGUGAACUUCCAGAAAGCUUUAGCAAGCUACACUCCAUUAAUAAACUUUAUCUUGAUGAAAAUCAGCUGAUAAAGUUACCAUGUAGGUUUGGAGAUCUUCAUAAUUUGACUUGGAUCGAUCUCGGGCAAAAUCUUUUGACAUAUCUUCCUGACAGCUUUUGCUGUUUGGUUUUACUAGAAUAUUGUCAGCUAUCAAAGAACCAAUUGAAAAGCUUACCUGAAAAUUUUGGCAGACUUGAAAGCUUGAAGGAUCUAAGAUUGGAUUAUAACUUGUUAGAAGAUCUACCCGAAUCAUGCUGUAAUCUUAAAGCCCUUCAUACUUUGGAUUUAUUCAGUAACAAACUGACAAAAGUUCCAAAGUGGCUUUCAAAGUUGACCUCUUUAAAACGACUGGAUUUAGACAAGAACAAUUUCCACUUAAAACUCAGGGACAUUCCUCACAUUACUUCUGAGGGAUCUAAAUAUGCCAAAAGAGAUCCAAAACUCAUUAAUAAUUGGCGUGGAAAGAUGAGAGCAGAUAAAGUGAGAGCAGAUGUUAUUGUUAUAAAACAAGAGGAAAACGAUGAGGAUUCGGAAGAAGAAAUUGAGCUCCCUGCUACAUAUAAUGAACAUGUACUUGCUGCUGCUAUGAGAAGGGGUUUAUCAAUAUGGAGGUCACAUGAUGGACCCAGUGAAAGAAACUCCCCGAUAUGGGAGGAUGAUAUGGUAUUUAAUGUGUACGAAGAUACUUAUGAUGAUACAAUGACAGAUUAUGGAUUUUAUGUUAAAAUGGGUGAUCAUGGAAAAGAUAAUGAAGAUGAUUGUGAAGAUUGGGACAAAGAAAUUAAUGAGUUGUGGGGUAAAUCAUCUCCAACAAACUUGACAUUUCCACUGAAAUGUGGUGUGAACGUGUCAGAUGUUCAAAUUGAAAAACGAGAUGAAUUCUUGACUACUCUUUCUGCUUAUCCACCAGCAACUCAAGCCUACUCUUGGACCGCAACUUAUAACUCUUUGGCCUUGAAAAAUGUACAGUGUAAUUCAACUCAAACCACAACUUUUUCUGCCAUUUCAUCACAUGGACAGUUUGAUGAUGCAUGAUUCAGAAAAUACUGAUAGUUACAACUUUGUGUGAGUAAUAAAUAUCUAUGCUAUACGAUAA
Messenger RNA from Xenia sp. Carnegie-2017, 2177 nucleotides. Its product is annotated as leucine-rich repeat protein SHOC-2-like. The record is from RefSeq and is a predicted model, not a curated record. Lineage: Eukaryota; Metazoa; Cnidaria; Anthozoa; Malacalcyonacea; Xeniidae. Gene Ontology annotation, molecular function: protein binding.